Messenger RNA from Meleagris gallopavo (turkey), 2115 nucleotides. It is a transcript of the gene STRAP, whose product is annotated as serine/threonine kinase receptor associated protein. The record is from RefSeq and is a predicted model, not a curated record. NCBI's taxonomy places the organism in Eukaryota, Metazoa, Chordata, Aves, Galliformes, Phasianidae. Gene Ontology annotation, molecular function: protein binding; RNA binding. Gene Ontology annotation, biological process: spliceosomal snRNP assembly. Gene Ontology annotation, cellular component: SMN complex.
CCGCCGCCGUCAUUUCCGCCGCUGCCGCCAACACCGCGGUCGCCGUUUCCUACCCGGCUGUAAGAUAGCCGCGUCCCUGCCUAGCUCCCUGCGCGUCCCGAGCUCAGCCGCCGCCAUGGCCAUGAGGCAGACCCCUCUGACGUGCUCCGGGCACACGCGGCCCGUGGUGGACCUGGCCUUCAGCGGCGUCACCCCCUACGGCUACUUCCUUAUCAGCGCCUGCAAGGAUGGAAAGCCUAUGCUACGUCAAGGUGACACAGGAGACUGGAUUGGCACAUUCCUAGGUCAUAAAGGUGCUGUCUGGGGUGCUACUUUGAACAAAGAUGCCACUAAAGCAGCUACAGCAGCUGCAGAUUUUACAGCGAAAGUGUGGGAUGCUGUGUCAGGAGAUGAACUAAUCACAUUGGCUCACAAACACAUUGUCAAAAGUGUGGAUUUUACACAGGAUAGCAAUUAUCUGUUAACAGGUGGACAAGAUAAAUUGUUGCGCAUCUAUGAUUUAAGCAAGCCAGAAGCAGAACCUGAUGUUGUCAGUGGGCAUACUUCUGGUAUUAAAAAGGCUUUAUGGAGCAGUGAUGACAAACAGAUUCUUUCAGCUGAUGAUAAAACUGUCCGCCUCUGGGACAGGAGUACCAUGACUGAAGUGAAGGCGCUAAAUGUUGCAAUGUCUGUGAGCAGCAUGGAGUAUGUUCCAGAAGGGCAAAUACUUGUGAUAACCUAUGGGAAGACUAUCGCUUUUCAUAGUGCAGAAACUCUAGAGCAGAUUAAAUCAUUUGAAGCACCUGCUACAAUCAAUUCUGCAUCCCUUCACCCAGAGAAAGAAUGUUUGGUUGCAGGUGGUGAAGAUUUUAAACUCUAUAAAUAUGACUAUAACACAGGAGAAGAAUUAGAAUCUUACAAAGGGCACUUCGGUCCAAUUCAUUGUGUGAGAUUUAGCCCUGAUGGGGAGUUAUAUGCCAGUGGCUCAGAGGAUGGUACACUAAGGCUGUGGCAGACAACAGUAGGGAAAACCUAUGGUCUUUGGAAGUGUGUAGUUCCUGAAGAGGAGAAUGCAGAAGCAGCAAAAGCAAGGACCACUCUUCCAGGAACUGCAGAGGAGGAAAUAGAAGAAGUUGCCUCUGAAAACUCAGAUUCAGUGUACAGCUCAACUCCUGAAGUUAAGGCGUGAUUAUCUCAACUGUUAUGCAACGUAUGGACAUACAAGACUAAAUCAAGUGAGCAGUGAUAAACAGCAGCCUUCCAGAGUGCACUCUCUACGUAAGGCAAAGAUGGGCAGUAAUUGAUGAGAAUGCAGUGGAACUGGCUAGGUGUUGUCUGUAAGAGAACUGAGUAUCCAAAAAAGACAAGUAGUAGAGUUUUGCUAUCUUUUUAGCAUAACUGCCUACUGUCUUCUGAAAGAAGUGUGCAAGCCAAGAUCCAGUCUCUCCAAUUUCAAUUAGACUCAUUGUAGUGUGUUUUCUUUAUUACAGAGAAAAAAAAACAUGGCUUUUACCCAUUUUUUUUCUUUAAAGUUGGAAGAUUUGGCUUUAGUUGAAAAGGGGAUUAUGUACUAAAAGUAUUCAGUUUUUGUUUCAUUGUACACUGCUUCUGAAUGUUUAACUGUUUUCAGUUGUCUAAAUAAAAUGCCUCUCAAAACUCCUAGCUUUACUGUUUAGCGUUGGGUUCAUGGAAUGGAAAAGCCAAGUUAAUGGUAUAAUACUCUCUAGCAUCUGUUUUUGUACUCUACAGAGGGAAAGCAAUAAGAAUGUUUUAGUGUUUGGUCCAGAGAGUGGCAAGUUUCUUGAUAUGUAAGCCUAUCAUCAUUUUAUUCUUUAACUUUUGAAUGUAAAAGUGAGUCUCUAAAUCAAAAGCAUUGAGAACUCCUAAACUAAAUGUACUGACUGAAAUACGUGGUUGUACAUGAAAAUCUCAGAGGUUGGCUGAGUUUGUAAAAACCUUGGGUUUAGUACUCUAAACUGGAUAAAAAAAGUCACACUCUCAAGGUCAAAACCCAUACUUUAAUCAUUAAAGAAAAUAUUGCUAUUCUUCUGCUUGUCACUUCCUUUAAUGUUAAUGCUGAAAGAUUUGCGUAAGUUGUUCUUUUUGGAAAGGAAAAACACUAUAUAAACACGUUCA